This is a messenger RNA of Anguilla rostrata (American eel), 7303 nucleotides long. RefSeq names its product homeobox-containing protein 1-like. Bases 1396 to 2964 code for a protein of 522 amino acids. Gene Ontology annotation, molecular function: double-stranded telomeric DNA binding. Lineage: Eukaryota; Metazoa; Chordata; Actinopteri; Anguilliformes; Anguillidae. Gene Ontology annotation, cellular component: nucleus. The record is from RefSeq and is a predicted model, not a curated record. The transcript has 10 exons. Gene Ontology annotation, biological process: positive regulation of DNA-templated transcription.
CGUUCCCCCAGCUGCAGGUGUUUGUUUUCUCGGCUACUCUUUCAGUGAGCUCUCAAGUCUGCAAUUAGAGAGCCAAACCCUUGUGUUGUUUAAUGCUGUGCAUGAAUGGUGCGCUUUCUCUCUCAAGAAAGCGUUCGUUCUUUCAGGUCGAUGAAGCCGAUUACCCAACAUUACACCGUCAAGUUCCUCAAACAAGCCCAUUUACUCCCAGUCCAAACGAGCUUAAUGAGCUGCACUUGAAUGCUAAUUGCGUGUAACUUUGUUUGCUGCUAACUAAAACGCAAUUAAACGUAAUUCGAGCGGAGUGGCUGUAAUCAAAGAUGAGCAGCGAAUCCGGUGGGUUUGGUUAAGACGUCGAGCGGUCGGGUAAUUGUUUUCUGGGCGCAGGGACAGGUGUGCUUGUGUAAGGCUAGUGAAAAUGCAAGCCAGAAAUGUCACUGUUUCUUAGCAUGAGGGGGCGUGGUGCACUGAAUGUCAUCAAGCCGGAGGUGGUGCGAACCUCAACGUGAAAUAUGACGAUAUUGGAAAAGCAUCUUCAGAGAUGAAUGCUUAUUGCACGGUUUCUGGAAUGCCCGUGUGCAUUUUUGGCAGUAAGAACCAGCAGGCCGUAGCUCUUUAUGAUGAAUAUCUUUAGCGUAAUUGUUUAGCUAGAUGUCAACGGGCGCAUUUUUCCAGGCGCUUUGUUAUUGGGGCUCAUAUUUCCUCUAACUUUGGUCUUGAUUUAUUUCCGAAACUUUGUAAGAAUGAAGUAGCAAGUUCCCUCUUCUCCAUAAAUCCCACAUCAUUGCUUUCCAACACUGAACAUUUUAUCGCCAUUUCAUGCGAGCAGUGUUGUGCAGGGUAGCUCUAAAUUGAGAUUGUGCUCUGUGUCUGCUCUGUCAGAUAUCAAGGUGACACCACAGAUGUUCGAUGAACAAACCAGAUGGCCUGCUCCUGCGGCCCUUCUGUCCUCUUUCUUAUUCAAGGACGUUUCCAGCUGUCCGUGUUGCUAUGCUGGCUGUGGAUUCCGCCUUCAGCCAUGCCCCGGAAUAUGAAUUUUCAUAACAAGCCAGCAAAUCGCAAUACUUUGAUUCAGGAGUAACAGAGGUUAAGGAUAUGCUUUUGAUUAUUUGGUUUGCACACGGUCAGUCUGGUGAUUUGUCAUGUUUGUUUGCUUAUUUUUUUUUUUUUCCCUGUAUUUGUUGAAAGUAGAUGAUGCUUUUUGUUUUUUUGUUAUCCUGCGACAAGAAACAGAUUGUUCGGGAUGCACUCCAAACAAACUGACAAAAAAUUGGCGGUAGCUGCUUGUAGAAGAAUAGGCACUCUUCCCAAUACAGAAAGCUGACUUUGGGAGCCAACGUCAGUGUUGAAACUGCAAUCGAGACUAGAAAAACUGGCACAAGUAAAAGAAAAAGAAUGUCCCACUACACAGACGAGCCGCGUUUCACCAUCGAGCAGAUUGACCUGCUGCAGAGGCUGCGGCACACGGGCAUGACCAAGCGGGAGAUCCUGCACGCGCUCGACACCCUGGAGCGGCUGGACCGCGAGCACGGGGAGAAGUUCGGCCACCGCGCCGCCUACGCGGCGGGCCCCAGGGCCCCCGGGGGCCCCGCCGCUGGCGGCGGCUCCGCCCCGGCCGCCCUGUCCUCCUCCAGCAGCAACGGCGCGCCGGCGGCCUCGUCCUCCACCGCCACGGCCACCGCCGCCACCCAGACGCAGUACCGGAGCAGCCUCUCCCCGUCGCCCACCAAUGGCUACGACGCCUCCCCGCCGGCCCCCGCCCCUUCCACCGCCGCCGCCGCCGUCGUCGCCGCCCAGAACGGGCGCGACGCCCUGUCGGCCGUGCCCAACGGGAAGCUGUCCCCGCCCCGUUUCCCCGGCAGCAGCGGCGUCGGCGUCGGGCCCGUCGUCCCCGCCCGGGCCUACGCCUACGACGUGGCGGACGAGGAGAUUGAGAUCGACGACAAGGUGGAGGAGCUCAUGAGGAGGGACAGCAACCUCAUCAAGGAGGAAAUCAAAGCCUUCCUGGCCAACCGCCGGAUCUCCCAGGCUGUGGUCGCCCAGGUCACAGGGAUCAGCCAGAGCCGGAUCUCCCACUGGCUUCUGCAGCAGGGCUCGGACCUCAGCGAGCAGAAGAAGAGGGCCUUCUUCCGCUGGUACCAGCUGGAGAAGACCUCGCCCGGCGCCACCCUGUCCAUGCGCCCUACCCCCUUGGCCCUGGAGGAGAUGGAGUGGAUGCAGACUCCGCCCCCUAUAAGCUCCGCCCCCGGGAGCUUCCGCCUGCGCAGAGGGAGCCGCUUCACCUGGAGGAAGGAGUGCCUCGCCGUGAUGGAGAGCUACUUCAAUGAGAACCAGUACCCGGACGAGGCCAAGAGAGAAGAGAUCGCCAAUGCCUGCAACGCGGUCAUACAGAAGCCAGGGAAGAAACUGACUGAGCUGGAGAGGGUGACUUCCCUGAAGGUCUACAAUUGGUUUGCAAACCGACGGAAGGAGAUCAAGAGGAGAGCGAAUAUCGAAGCAGCAAUCCUGGAGAGCCACGGGAUCGAUGUUCAGAGCCCAGGGGGCCACUCCAACAGCGACGACGUCGAUGGCAACGACUACUCCGAGCAGGCCUGCGAUGCUGUCUUUUUUGAAAAGAGGCCAUUCCCCCGACCCAGAUUUGACCUCUCCCCGCCCACACAGGUGCCCGUUUUGCCGCCCAGUUGGCUGGCGGCCAGGCCCAGCCUGGGCAGCGCGGGACCGCAGAGGGCCCCACCGGCUGGACGGCCGGGCGCGGGGCCGGGGAAGGCUGAGGGGGGCCCCAGACUGACCGCUGUCUCCUGGUCUCCCCCAUCCCUCCAGGACGACAGCAACAGCCACGGCGAGCACCAGGACCCCAUCACGCUCGCCGUGGAGAUGGCCGCCGUCAACCACUCCAUCCUGGCGCUGGCCCAGCAGGGCGGGGCCGGCGGCGAGAUCAAGACGGAGGUGCUGGACGACGACUGAGGAGGCGACCCGCGCGGGGGGGGGGUGGGGGUGGGAGGAGGCGGUCGGGGAGCAGGAGCGCGGGGAGGGAAGGGCAGCGAAGCGAAGUGAGCGCGUGCGAUGGGGCCGCGUUCGCCGUGGGGCGGGAGGACUAAACGAUGACCAAAGCCGCGUGUGACACCGUGUGAGUUCCUGCUUCACGCCCAAAGCCACCCCCCACCUCAUGUUCUCGUGGUCAUGGCAACCCUGCCUGCUCCUUGAUUGGACUCCACACGUUCCUCUUCUAUAUAUCUACAGGUUAAGUGUGAGUACAGCAUAACCACGUACGCUUUUGCCCAUUAGAAAGUUCAUUUCAUAGGACCCCACUCGCCUCCCCCUUGGCAUGGAUUCUGUUCACUUUCAGGGUGUUUUGUCUUUCCUUCACUGUAAAAAAAAAAAAAAAAAAAAUUCUGUCUUAAGUGUUUUAGUCUCGUAGUCUCGAGAUUUAAAAUCUUAUUUCUUUCUCUCAAGUGGAAAAUAUUAUCUUGUUUUAAGGUACUUUUUGUUUGGCAAGUGAAAUUGCCUGACCCCAUUGUCAAAUCUUGGAAUGAAUCAAACUGUCCCACUGCACUGGCAGUCGUUUUGUUUUGUUCAGUAAAAAAGCAAUAGAAAUAAGAUUUUAAGUGUAAAUCUAAGACUGAAAUGCUUAAGUUUAUCAUUAACCUUUUUUUUGUUUUCAAAGUGUUUUGUUUGAGCACCUGAUACAAUAACCACCUCCGGACGCCCGACCCCUCCCUCCCUUCCUCCGUCUCUCCGUCCCUCGUGAACGGGUGACCGAGGAAGACGGCGUCCCUCUCUUCCUUGGUUGCACUUCCGUACCUCCGUAUCCCACUCUAGCCCCCCCCCCCGUCCUACCUCCCGCGCGAUACGGUGUAGCGACUGGUGCCACGCCCCCCACCCACCGGCGCUACCUCGCGCACGACGUUCCAGUAGAACAGGCGUCGCUUCUCCAGUUAGCUCACGUACGACGUAGCAGAAGAACGCAGGGUUGGAAGUCUCUAGCUUGUCUCAUUUCGGGAGGAGACCCGAGGUUGCUAGCAUAGCGCGUUUUAGAGAGACGCUAGAGGCCGUUAGCGUAGCAGAUUUUCUGAGCGAACGCAGAGCUUGUGCCACAGCGUGCGAGCCUUCGUUCCCGUGGUGAUUCAAGAAAAAAAAGGGACAUUAUAUAUUUUGGACAUUUUAUGUUUUGUUUUUUUUUUCUGAAUCAUUGCUCAAUCAAAAUGAGGGUUUUUUUAAUUUAAAUUUAUGAAAUACAAAUGCUUCUGUGUGGAGAACGUGACUUUAAAAUCCCAAAGCGAUCAAAAGUGUGUUGAACUACAGGAGGAGGAUCUGCGUGUCAUAGACUAACUCAGUCCCAGGCGGCACGGUGCUCGGGUGGCUGGGGGGUGAGAUGGCCGUGAUCCCCGUAGCUGCUUAGCUGGGGGGGGGACACAUACACGCACCAGCCUCCUGACAGUCAUGCCAGCAGGGGGCGCCACCCCCAGCAAACACGCAGGCAUGACAGAGCCCUGCACUUGUGAGUCGUAAAUGGAAAUACAUUUGACUGUUGCUUGAACCCAAAGUGAUUUUAAAGUGGAAUUAUUUAAGAACAUAGCAGAUGCUCCUGCUGUCCAGAAAUGCUUAUAAUACAUACUGUUGAAUACAUUGUUUUAUAUCUAAUUAAUUUACCAGACACUGUUAUCCAGAAAUACUUUUUAAAAAGUAUAUAAGUACAUUGAAAUUGGUUACUAAGAACACUACAGAAUAUUAUUAUGAACAUACAUUGUUAUAGAGGCAAAACUGCUACGGUCACUAGUCGUAGGGAUAAUUAAUGGUUCAGCCUUCCCUGAGACAUCAGGUGGGCUGGAAAUGCUAAUCAGUCCUUUGGUCUUAUAAGGGUUGUGUUGGAAUUGAUUAUGAUCGUCUGAGUUCCUUUUCUGCUGUUUGACUGUUAAAUACCGUAUGGCAAAACAUUCUGGAGUGUAUGCCUCCUGGUCAAUAUUGGUUAAUCUAAUGGUAUGAGUUUCAGAUGCUUCAUAACCACAGGCAAGACGUUUGUUGAAGGAAAUUCUGACUGACAUGUUGGAUAGUAGUAUCCAAUCCCAGGAGAACAACGCAUCAUUGUCUACUUUUUUUCCCCCGUUCUUUGUCCCUGUUUAAAGAACGCAGAUUAUUAAUCGACUGGGCAUUAGGCACAUGAGGGGACAGACUGUAAUGAAGCAGGCGUGGUACGGUGGUUUGUUUCUCUGGAAUACGGGGGAAGACGGAAAAGCUAGCAACUAAACGGUCAUUUCCCCCUUUGUGUGUUAUCCUAUUGGCUCUUAGGAUGCUGCUGGCAACGUGAAAUGAAAAAUAAUAAUUUUUUUUUUGCUUAAGUACUCUCUGUCAUGUACUUUCUUAAAGUACUGUCUGUUGGAUGACAGCUAAGCUGACUGGCAAAUUGUGCCGCUUCAGAAUCUUUGAGGCACUGCUAUCAAGUAACCUAACGCUUGUCUCUAUAUGAAAUGCUUGUUGUACAAGGUAAACAAAAAAACCUUGAAAAAUUAAUCAGACAAAAUGUAUUUUUAAUGUUUUUUUUUUUGUUCGGGUUGUUGUUCUUCCUGUGUAUAAUUCUGCUAAGCAGAGAUGUAUAGAAUGAAAUGAGACGAUUUUUUGUUAUGUUUUUGAAAACUUUUGUUGUUAAAAGCCAAAAGUUUUAAUAUUGAACACUUUUGUUUGUUUCUUUUCCAUUUUAUGCUUUUUUUAUGUAAACUACCUGCCUGUUUGUGUUUUUAACUGUGAUUAUUCUUAAAGGCAAAGCACCCCCGGUAUUUUAGGUAAAGCUUUUUUCUGUUUAUUUUAAUAAUUGGUAAAUGAUCCCUGAAUUAGUAGUAGGACUUAUUAGAACAGCGCAUAUCCAAACUAAGACAACCCACUGGAGCUGCAGGGCAGCGGUGGCAUUGGACUUGCUGUAGCCAGUGGUCAGCCAUUUUAAGAUGUGUGCCUUGCUUCCACUUAAGUCUCUAUUCCACCCUGCCAGGGUCCUCAACCUCAAGGGCAGGACAGCUAGCAGACUUCACACCUGUGUGCUGUCGCUCUGCACUCUCCUGUAUAUUUUAUCUCGCAAACAUUUAAAACGAAGACCUGUGUGUUCUUCAAGGUACUCCCUUUUCUCAGCUUCCAUGUGUUUGCGUAUGAACCAGUGUUUCUCAACCCUGGUCCUGGGGACCCACUGCUCUGCACGUUUUAGAUGUUUCCCUGCUCCAACACACUUGAUUCAAAUGAAUGGGUCGUUAUCAAAGCUUCUGCAGAGCUUGAUGACGAUCCAUUCUUUUGAAUCAGGUGUGUUGGAGCAGGGAGACAUAUAAAACGUGCAGGGCAGUGGGUCCCCACGACCAGGGUUGAGAAACACUGGUAUAAACCGUCUCUCCGCUAUUAAAUUGACUCACACGUUACAAGUGUUAAGGUUGAUAUUAUUUUAGAACUUGAACUGUGUCAGAGCAGUUGUUGACCACAAGCAAUUGGGUAUCGAAACAAAGUUUGGCUUCCUCCAGAAUGAAAGUAAACGUCGAGUGUGUUACGAGUUACCAUUGUUCCGUGGCAAACAUUACGAAAAAUGUGUUUAUACAUGAAAAUAUCGUAUAGCUGUCAAGCAGGCAGAAUCAAGUAUUAAUCCAAGCCUGUGUGUGUGUGUCUUGUGUGUAGUAUCGGUAUAUAAAUUGUGUAAAAAGAAACAAAAGACAUAUUUUGUGGAUAACUUGGUAUUGAGGGUGGCUGUGAAUAACAGAGUCGUUUUUUCUGGCCUUGCCGAUCCGUCGGCGGUCGUGGACUUGAAACUGUGCUCCGCUAUGAGAGAAAACAAACGAGAUGGCAAUAACAAAUCAAAGUCCUUGGUUUGGAACGAAGAGACUUCAGGACAGACUGUGUCGGCCCAGGGGCUCGCUCACUGUAACUUCACAGAGCGGUUGUGCUCCGAGCCUGUCGAUGUGGGGAGGAAGGCAUGACCCAUGACCCCUUCCCUGAACGGGAGUGCUCUGCCUUUAAUCUUCCAGGGCUCGGAAACCUUACCUGUCCCUGUCACCUGUCCUUGUUGAAUAUGUGGACAAAAAUAAUACAUAUAAACGAGAUAAAUUAAAUCACUGUUGUAUCAUUAUGAGAGAAAAAUUCCUAUAUCUUCUAUUUCAGAAUUUAGUGCCUUUUUUGGAGAGUAGACUGUUCUGUAAUUAAAAUGUAGUAUACAGUGUACAUGCUUUUGUUACUAUUUUUGUUUCAGAAAAACUUUUUUUAAAAUGUGUUUAUUUCGGUAUUGUACUUACUAGAGAAUCAUAACUAUAUCAAAUGAACAAUAAAUAUGCAACCGAUC